Triticum urartu is the source of this 4527-nucleotide messenger RNA. NCBI's taxonomy places the organism in Eukaryota, Viridiplantae, Streptophyta, Magnoliopsida, Poales, Poaceae. The record is from RefSeq and is a predicted model, not a curated record.
GCCGUUCUUCAUCUCCCCAGUCGCUCUGCGCUGCCGCUUUCGUCCUCUCUGCAACCCCUCCUUCCCCUCCCGCAAGCCCCCGCUACCACCGCCGGCGUUUCGCUGCCGUGGCACCGCUGUGCCUGUAACUGCUCACCAGAGUACGAGACCUCCCUAUCUUCGUUCUUCUCCUCCCCACUCCCCCCGCACUGCUGCUCUCAUUCUCUCCUCAACCUUUCCUUCCCCUCCCGCAAGCCCCCGCUGCCACCGCCGGCGUUCGCUGCCGUGGCACCGCUGCAACUGCUCGCCGGAGUAUGAGCAGUUUGACGUGCUGUACAAGGUGGGCUGCAACCAGAUUUGGUGGAGCUGCAAGCAGCAAAGGCAAGUGGUGGAAACGGCGACGGACUCCGCUGCUAGCGGUCGACGCCUAGCUGGACCGGCGAAGUCCAUGCUACAUACAGCAAGACGGUGAGCACGACCUCGUGCACGAUAGGGCAUGGGAUUUUGCUGCAACUGUGCAGCGGAAGAGCUGGCAUGGGCGAACCAUUUUGCUACCACCCACCCCCCAAAAUCUACUACCAUGGUGAUUUUUGCUGGAAUCGGUGAACCAUUUUGCUACAUCCGGUUUUGGUUUUUGUUAUUACCAGUGUUUUUUGGAUUUUUGCUACAUCCAUCUCCAUGACAUUGUCUAUUUUUCCAAUCGAUUUUUGCUACAACCAUGCUUUAAUUUUAUUAGAACCAGACCAUGUUUUUGCUACCACCCACCCACCAAAAAAUCUACGACCACGGUGAUUUUUGUUGCAUUUGUGUUUUUUUGCUGGAACCAUAAACUGAUUUUGCUGGAUCCAUGUAAUUUUUUUGUGACAAGCAUAUUAAUGUUUUUGCUGAAACCAUCUCAUUUUUCGCUGGAAACACACAAUUUUUUUGCUGGAAUCAUAAUCUAAUUUUGCUGGAUCCACAAUCUGAUUUCUGCUGGAAAAGCUUCAACCGUCUGUGAAAAGCUUCAACCUUGGAAAAAGCUUCAAUGGCCAUGGAAAGGAGAGGUUCAUUGUGUUUUUUUGCUGGAACCAUGAUCUGAUUUUGCUGGAUUCAUGUAAUUUUUUUGUGACAAGUAUAUCAAUGUUUUUGCUGAAACCAUCUCAUUUUUUGCUAGAAACACACAAUUUUUUUUGCUGGAACCAUAAUCUAAUUUUGCUGGAUCCAUAAUCUGAUUUUGCUGGAAAAGUUUCAACCGUUUGUGAAAAGCUUCAAUCUUGGAAAAAGCUUCAAUGGCCAUGGAAAGGAGAGCUUCAAUCCGGCAUGGCAGUCGACGGCAUGGGCGGUGCUGCAUCGCCACCAAGCUACAUCCAUCACCACGCGGAGCUGCAACCAGAGGGUGUAGCUAUUGCAUGAGUGGAGCCAGGAACAAGGGCGGUGACCGGCGACGAGGACGCCGCGGUGGUGCUUCAAGUUCGGCGGUGGCGCUGCAAUUUUUAUCGCAGGGGGGUGGGAGGGGGCGAGGACGACUGCGAGGAGGAUGAAGCUGGGGUCAGAUCUAGCGAUUUUAAUCGCGCGUAUCAGGCGGACAGGGCUCGACCGGCCCAACCGUUUCGCCCGUGCGCCGGCGCCUAGCGUCACCUUUAAAAAGAACCCAAACAACUGAUCCAUUAAGUUUUAAGCGGAAUUAUGACAGCUCGGAUUCACUCGUUAGGUUGACUCUGUUAGCUUUGACCAUUAAUCGGUUAUGACAGGUGGGCCUCACAUAUUUUUAAAAUGCAAUCAGGCCCAUACAAAAAAGCAAUCAAGUCCCCGGAUUUUUAUUAAAGCAAUCAGGUCCCCAUGAAAAAAGUAUAAAAAGCAACGAGUCCCCGCAGAUGAGCUUGUCGCCGGAGUCGACCAAGGGACCCAUGGGCAUGGCUAGGAAGAGAAGAUAUGGAGAGAAGAUAAAGAAUAAGGAGGAGGAGGAGGAGAAAGAAGAAGAAAGAGCUGACAUGUAGGUCCCGCAUGUCAGUUGACGGUUAAAUAAAUAGUCAACAGAUGGUGUAGUUAGGAGCAGGCCCGACCUGUCAUAAUCCGGAUCAAUUUUAAACAACGUGGUCAUUUGGGUUCUUCAAAACAGCAAACCAAAAUUGUGGUAGCUUUUUAAAAAAAAUUAAGAAAACAAAUAGUUUUUUUAACCCUAGCCCAUAAGAGCAUCUACAGCCGGACUUGACAAAUCCGACUCUUCAAACGCCCGUGGACGCAUCCGCGGACAGUGACCGAUCAUGCCUCAAAAGAUGCAUUAUGCAUUCCACAUCCGGAUACCUCAAAUCCAUAUUAUUACAUGCAAAUCAGCAAUCUUUGAGCAAAGCUUCGUCCGGUUCCGCUCUGCUCGUCCGCCUCCGCCGUGGCCAUGUCUGGCGGCCGGCUGCGUCCAUCGGAGUGUUGGUCCGGUCGCCGGCAGGGUACAAUAGGGCAUGGGACACGGGCUGGCUCAUGGGACUCAAGGCACUGUCGUCUCCCAUCCCCUACUCUUCCUCGUCGGAGCUCAGAACCCGAACGGUGCCGAUGGACGUCAGAUCGAGGAUAGGCCCGUCUUGGGAGGAGCCAGCUACAUUCAUCAUGACGUGGUUGCGGCCUCCGGACCGGUGCACCGUACGAGGUGCCGGAGAAUGCGACUCCGCCUCGCCAACGUCCACCGCCGUGAGCGUUGCCGCCAUGUCCCGUGCCCGCAGCCGCGCCAUGUUUGCAUCGGACAACGCCACGGUGCGUCCAUGGUCUUGGCGCGCCAACGGAAGGGUUGCGGGUCCGCCACCGCGUUCGGACGCCAGACGGACCGCACCGUGUCCGCGAGGCAGCGACGACUGCCCUAGCGCCGGAUCCAUGCGUCAUUUGGGCGGACGCAAUGGAUUCCCGGCAAAAGGAGUCCGCCCGCUGUCGUGCACAGGCCUCUCAUAUCCGUCCCAUAUUUGGGCUGGAUAUAAGGGGUGCCGGUCAGUCCGGACGUUUGAGACGCCCGUCCGGGUCAAAAGUUUGCGACCGAACACCGAGCGGCCCACUUGGACGUAUAAGACCUUUUCCAAUGCAAAGGUGCUUAGAGAAUGUGCUAAGUGCAUUAAAUAGCUUAGCAAUUCAACUCCCCAAUGCAUAGACGCUUGACUUGUUGUUGCUAAACUCACUUUAUUUAAUGAUUUAGCACCUAAAAUCUUUUAUGCAUUCGUCAUAUUUUUUUAUUCAAGUGGUUUGCCUAGGUUCACGUGUUUGGCAUUGGUUCUUCCUGAGGUCACCAAAAUGUUCUCUCUCCUCCUUAAUUACUGUGUCAUGUCAUUUUUUGCUUAGGUGGCAUGCUUAGCACCUAAGAUGGGUUUGAGACACCCGGCAUUAGAUGCUUUAAUGUGGUAUUUUUAUUUUAUUUUUGCUAUUUACUCGCUUUAUCCCCGCUUUCCCCCUCUUAGUCGCUUUAUCCCCGCUUUCCCCCUCUUAGUCGCUUUAUCCCCACUAGUAGUUUCCCGGCAGGGAACGACGGCAGCUAAAGUACCGAGCCGCUCCCGGAGUUUGCCGGACCGACGCGGCCGGGUUGGCGGAAAACUGGGGGCGCCAAAACGGAGGGCACACCGCACUCCACUCGUGCACAUGCUCCUCCUAGUGUGCACGCUCCCUGCUCUGCCAACCCCGAUGGAUCGAUGCCCCCUCUUAUCCAGUUGCAGUGGAGCUGAGUGCACGUGAGAUGGUUUUACAUUAUACGACCAACGACAACGAGGCACGGGCGGCGCCACCUGUGCUCUGCCGCAGCGCCGACCCACCCUGCCCGCCCGCCCGCCCGCCGGUAUAGCCAGCUCGCCUGCCUGAACCACCGCCCAAAACCAUGGUCUCGCUUCCCUUUCCACCGUAUCGUCUUUCUUGCGCGCACGCCGGUUGCCGGUUUCCUGCAGCCUAUAUAAAUCCGGCGGGAGCACAUCUCCGACCCAUCUCACUCACUCGCACUGACACAGCCACACUGCUGCUGAUACUUCACUGCUACUGCCAGUUCCCUUCCCUCGGAUCUCGUGCCACCAGUCUCUCGCCGGCGAAGAUGUCUACGGUGACCCGCGCCCACCUCGACCAGAGGCUCGCCGCCGCCAAACGCUGCUCCAGAGAGGCAGCCAUGGCGGGAGCCAAGGCCGCGGCCGUCGCCACCGUCGCCGCCGCAGUCCCCACCCUGGCUAGCGUGAGGAUGCUGCCAUGGGCCAAGGCGAACCUGAACCCCACCGGGCAGGCCCUCAUCAUCUCCACCGUCGCCGGGAUGGCCUACUUCAUCGUCGCCGACAAGACCAUCCUCUCCAUGGCCAGGAAGCACUCCUUCCAGGACGCGCCGGAGCACCUCAAGAACACCUCCUUCCACUAGUUAGCCUAUAAUUGAUCCAUUAGUAAUGCGCAGCGACGGCCUGAAAGAUAGUAUAAUGUCCAGCACUUAUCUGAUAUCAGGCCAAGUUCGCAGACAGUGAGUGGUGUAGCACUGCGCUUCUCUGCCGCUCUGCGUGCAAGCACUUGUCUGAUGAUGUAUCCAGCCAGUAAUCUUGAAUUAAUAAUAACCUGCAUCUGUACAACUCA